Nematolebias whitei (Rio pearlfish) is the source of this 1697-nucleotide messenger RNA. RefSeq names its product membrane bound O-acyltransferase domain containing 2a (gene mboat2a). Lineage: Eukaryota; Metazoa; Chordata; Actinopteri; Cyprinodontiformes; Rivulidae. Gene Ontology annotation, cellular component: membrane. Bases 1 to 1530 code for a protein of 509 amino acids. The record is from RefSeq and is a predicted model, not a curated record. The transcript is spliced from 13 exons. Gene Ontology annotation, biological process: lipid modification. Gene Ontology annotation, molecular function: acyltransferase activity.
AUGGCUCCCCAAACGACCGCGUCAUGCACCGGAUCCACUCUGCUCCAGCCCGUCAGCGAAAUCAUAAACCUCCCCGUCGACCAGGUUAACUUUGUGGCGUGUCAGCUGUUUGCCCUACUGAUGGCCGUGGGGUUUCGCAUCUACCUCCACCCCACUAAAACCAGUCCCUUUGUCAGGCAUGUGGUGGCAACUCUGUUGGGCCUGUACUUGGCUCUCUUCUGCUUUGGCUGGUAUUCCCUUCAUUUCCUGAUACAGAGCGGCCUGUCCUACGGUGUGAUGAUUUUUGCCAGUUUGGAGCACAUGCACAAGUACUGUUUCGUCGUGACACUUGGUUAUCUGAUCCUGUGUCAAAUCACAAGAGUCUACGUUUUCGACUACGGCAUGUACUCUGCAGACUUUACAGGGCCCAUGAUGGUCAUAACACAGAAGAUUACCAGCAUGGCAUUUGAAAUACAUGAUGGUUUAAGCAAGCGAGAAGCGCAGCUGACUCCCAGUCAGAAAUACCUAGCUAUCAGCCGUAUGCCUAGUUUGUUGGAGUACCUGAGCUACAACUGUAACUUCAUGGGCAUCUUGGCGGGCCCCACGUGCUCCUACAACGACUACAUAGCCUUCAUUGAAGGGAGGUCCUAUCAGCCGCGGCACCAGGAGAACGCCAACGGCAAGGAGAACGGAAAGUGUACGCACAGUGAACCCUCACCAAAGAAUGCUGUCAUCUCCAAGCUGUGCACGUGUGCCCUCUGUCUGGCCAUCUAUCUGUCCCUGUACAAGCUGCUCCCGGUGGACUACUCCAUAAACAAUGACUUUGUCAGAACUGCACCUGCUUAUCUCCAGGUCAUCUACCUUUACCUGGCAAUGCUGGCUUUGAGGCCAAAGUACUACUUUGUCUGGACUCUGGCUGAUGCCAUCAACAACGCUGCAGGAUUUGGUUUCAAUGGAUACAACUCGGACGGCUCCCCACGAUGGGACCUGAUCUCAAACCUCAGAAUUCUGGACAUUGAGCUUGCCACAAGUUUCAAGCUGUUUCUAGACAACUGGAACAUUCAAACAAGUCACUGGCUGAAAAGGGUGUGCUACGAGCGCUUUCCCGUCAACCCCACAGCAGCCACUUUCUUCCUGUCGGCCUUGUGGCAUGGGGUGUACCCCGGCUAUUACCUAACCUUCGUCACAGGCACCAGCAUGACGAUGGCUGCACGUGCAGUAAGGCACAACAUCAGGCCGUACUUUUUGGCCUCCGACUCACUCAAGUGCUUCUAUGACGUCAUCACGUGGGCGUCCACGCAGGUUGCCAUCAGUUACACGGUGGCGCCGUUUGUUUUACUCGCCGUAGAACCCUCGCUCAAAUUCUACAGGUCCUGGUACUUUUCGUUGCACCUCUUGUGUCUGCUCAUCAUGCUGGUCCUACCUGUCAAAUCGAGGCGCGGGCAGACAAAAGAGCAGCAGAACAACCUGCAGGAGGACAUCGCACAGCUCAACCUGAUGGAUCACAACAGCACAGACAGCAACUGCAACCAGAAAGACAAGACCACAUGAGGCCUGAGACGGUGUUGACGACGGGGACUAUAACACGGAUGGAUAGAGCGUGUCAGAACUGUUUACCUGACAAAGAACCAAAAAAAACCAAAAACAUAAACCCUGUCUAAACGCCCAGUAGCAAGGAUGACCGCAUCAGACAUGAAUAUAAACAAAGAUGGAGCAUC